Messenger RNA from Gregarina niphandrodes, 2937 nucleotides. RefSeq names its product 60S ribosomal protein L3. Gene Ontology annotation, cellular component: cytosolic large ribosomal subunit; ribosome. The transcript is spliced from 2 exons. The record is from RefSeq and is a predicted model, not a curated record. Bases 1 to 2937 code for a protein of 978 amino acids. Gene Ontology annotation, molecular function: structural constituent of ribosome; RNA binding; uridylyltransferase activity. Gene Ontology annotation, biological process: ribosomal large subunit assembly; translation. NCBI's taxonomy places the organism in Eukaryota, Apicomplexa, Conoidasida, Eugregarinorida, Gregarinidae.
AUGUCAGUUGAGGGCUGGACGAAGAAGCUGAUAGAGUUGAAGCAGGAGCAUUUGCUCGAUGGCAAGAAUAAUGUAGAAAAUAUUGUGAAACAGUUGGAUCGCGUAGAAGCGAAUUAUCCAGGUGGUGUAGAAGCGUACAUAUGUAAUGCGCGUCGUUUAUUGACCGACUCAAAGAAUAGCGUUGACACGUUUGCAGGUUACAAGCCUUCAGUACCUCCUACGUUCGACAUUGAUCUACAGAGUGGGGAUCCGGACUCGAUUUUUGCCCUUGAAUCUAUCGGGCGUGAGUGUAUUCCCAAGGUAGGGUUUGUGUUAGUGGCAGGUGGUUUAGGUGAACGAUUAGGUUACCCGGACAUCAAGUUGAAAUUGUUUACGCAAGUAACGGAAGAGAUGACAUACAUUGAGUAUUAUUGUCAUUCGAUAAAGACAUGUCAAAAUAUUGCUGACAAAUUGGUAACGACCUUUCAGAAGACGGACCCUGCGAUCGUAGUACCGGAGAAGAAGGUGGACGGGGUGGACGGGGUUAAGAAGACGGUGUUGCCGUUAUUUAUUAUGACGAGUGGGGACACCCAUGAGAAGACGGUGGAGUUUCUGAAAGAGAAAGAGUAUUUUGGAUUGGCGAAGGAGCAAGUGUAUAUUCGGCAGCAAGAGAAGGUGCCGGCGUUGAGUGACUGUGAUGCGCGGAUUGCACUGAAGCCGGAUGGUUCUGAGAUCGAGACGAAGCCACAUGGUCAUGGUGACGUACAUUUAAUUCUUCAUCAGAGUGGUGUGUUGGAUGAGUGGCGGAGGCAGUAUGGCACUGAGUGGUUAUUUUUCUUCCAGGAUACAAAUUGUCUUGCUUUCAGAGCGUUGUAUCCUAUGUUGGGUAUUGCUAAGCGUGAGGGUUUAACGAUGAACUCAUUAGCCAUUCCACGUAUGGCUAAAGAAGCUGUGGGUGCAAUUUGUAAGUUGACAAAGGAUGAUGGAAAUAUCAUGGUUCUAAAUGUUGAGUACAACCAACUUGAUGCUCUCCUUGCUGGUGACGGUGGUGACAGACCAGAGGCCAAUGGCGUAUCCAAGUAUCCGGGUAAUUGUAACAUCAUUGUGUUCCAUGUACCAGAGUAUGCUCAAGUUCUCAAAAAAUCUGGAGGUCUUGUACCCGAAUUUGUUAACCCAAAAUAUGCUGAUGACUCCAAAGUUACUUUCAAAUCACCUACUCGAGUUGAAUGUAUGAUGCAAGAUAUACCACGCAUGUUCGAUGACAAACAGAUUCAUGGAUGUACUGUCAUGCCACGUUGGUUCUGUUUUAGCACGAUAAAAAAUUGCUGUUCAGAUGCAGCUAAAAAAGUUACUCCUGAAUGCGCAUUCUCCGCUGAACAAGAUCUUUAUCAUAACUCUAUUCUAUGCCUACAAAUUGCAGCACCAAACAUUCAGAUGAACAUACCUGACCCCAUACCAGCCACUUAUAACGGCGUCGUCUAUCGUGAAUAUCCACGCGUAUGGGUCUCACCUCAAGUCGCUGUCUCGCUCACCGACAUGCGCCAAAUACUACGCCACAAGUCACCCGCUCAAAUCAUACUCACUCACGACCACGUUUUCUAUGUCACGCCUCAACACUCCUGCGAAUCACUUCCAAUGAGCAAACCUGUAGCUCUCACCCCGGAAGAAUUAGCAAGCGAUACCACUCCGGAUAACUAUAAGGACACUAAUAGGCAAUUAUUAUCACAUUGGACAUUGUUGUGUCUUGUGGGUAUUUUUUGUGUAAUAAAAAAAGCUGCGUCCCAGAUGUCUCAUCGCAAGUUCGAAGCACCUCGUCACGGUUCCUUGGCUUUCUUGCCUAAGAAGAGAUGCCGUCGUGGACAGGGCCGUAUCCAAGCCUUCCCCAAGGACGAUGCCUCUAAGAAGCCUCAUUUGACUGGCUUCGUGGGCUUCAAGGCCGGCAUGACUCAUGUUGUCCGUGAAAUCAACAGACCCGGCUCCAAGCUCCACAAGAAGGAUGUUGUUGAGUCAUGCACUGUCAUCGACUGCCCUGAUAUGGUUGCUAUCGGUGUGGUGGGAUACAAGGAAACCCAGACGGGCCUCCGCCCCGUCACUACCUGCUUUGCCGGCUACAUGUCUGACGAUGUCCGUCGCCGGUUCUACCGGAAGUGGUAUUGCAGCAAGAAGCGCGCCUUCACCAAAUACAUGAAGUCCUUUGCUGAGACCAAGGGUGAAGACAGACUCAAGAAAAUUGCGGAGGAAUCGGCGGUUGUUCGACUGAUUGUGCACUCUCAGCCCUCCAAGGUUCCUGGCCCUCAGAAGAAGGCACACGUCAUGGAGAUCCAAAUCAACGGCGGCUCUGUCGCGGAAAAGGUAGAGUUCGCUAAGGGGUUGUUCGAGAAGACAAUUCCUGUCAACACUGUAUUCGCUGAGAACGAGAUGAUUGAUACUAUCACCAUCACGAAGGGCAAGGGAUUCCAGGGCGUCAUUAAGCGAUGGGGCGUCACCAGACUCCCCCGCAAGACCCAUCGUGGCUUGAGGAAGGUCGCAUGUAUCGGUGCCUGGCACCCUGCCCGCGUGCAGUUCCAGGUCGCCCGCGCCGGUCAGAUGGGUUACCACCACCGCACCCAGAUGCACAAGAAGAUCUACCGAAUUGGCGCUGGCUCCGACCCCCGAAAUGCCGGAACCAACUGCGACCUUACCGAGAAGGCCAUCACCCCCAUGGGAGGCUUCCCUGGCUACGGUGCUGUCGCCAACGACUUCCUUCUCAUCAAGGGUGCCGUCGCUGGACCUCGACGACGCAUGAUUACGCUCCGAAAGACUCUCUUCACCCCCACCUCUCGUAAGGCUCUUGAGGCCUCAGACCUCAAGUUCAUCGAUACCUCUUCCAAGAGAGGACACGGCAAGUUCCAGACCUCCGGCGAGAAGGCCAGUUGGAUGGGACCUCUCAAGAAGGACAAGAAGGUCGCUGCCGAGUAA